Messenger RNA from Aspergillus mulundensis, 1545 nucleotides. Its product is annotated as Zn(II)2Cys6 transcription factor domain-containing protein. The transcript has 3 exons. Gene Ontology annotation, biological process: regulation of transcription by RNA polymerase II. NCBI's taxonomy places the organism in Eukaryota, Fungi, Ascomycota, Eurotiomycetes, Eurotiales, Aspergillaceae. Gene Ontology annotation, molecular function: DNA-binding transcription activator activity, RNA polymerase II-specific; zinc ion binding. The record is from RefSeq and is a predicted model, not a curated record. The coding region runs from base 1 to 1545 and encodes 514 amino acids.
AUGACUUCGGUUUUCACUACCACUAUCAACAAGAUGAGCAUGCUGACCCUAGAAGCACAAUCCAAGUUCCGCCCGCGCCGCCGCCAUCGCAAGUCGAGGAAUGGCUGUGCCGAGUGUAAGCGGAGGAGGAUCAAGUGCGAUGAAAUCAAACCCUCCUGCUCGCGAUGCAUCCUGACGAUGCAGAAAUGCAUCUACGCCUCGACUUCCCCAACACAGCCAGCGACCACCGACCAGGGCAGCCAGCUGUCACUCUCCCUACCAACCCCCAGUCCUCGCAGCGGAUCACCAUCCCCACCCUUCGAGGUCUCGCAGCUCUCCCUAUCCCCAGCCCAUCCACAUCCAGACCUCGACACCUCCGACACAGCCCUCUACCACCACUACCUGCACCACACAAGCCGCACCCUCACCGACAACCGCCGCGACCACCACGCAAUCCAGAUCUGCCUGCCGACCCUGGCCCUCCGCAGCAGAACCGUCUACCACUCCAUCCUUGCUCUCUCUGCAGCAUGCAUGUGCUGCGAUCUGAUCUACAAGGACCCCGCGCCUGACGUCGCGACCGUCAUCGACAUCCUCAUGACCGGAUACAGACACUACAACCUCGCCAGCGAGCGCCUGCGCGAGUUGAUAUCCCGACCAAGCGCUGCAAAUGCAGAGCCAUUACUCGCUGCGCCACCCCUCCUCGUGCCCUUCGUCACGUCCAGCCAGCAGGUAAACCACUGGAUCUCGAAUCGCACGAGCGAGCCGUUCCACGGACAGAAGCGGCUCAACUCGACGCCGAGAGAUGUCAUCGUUAUAUCGCGCGGUAUAAGCGCUACCAUCCGCGCCCUCUCCAGUCACAGUCACAGUCCAGCUUCAAGCCCAAGUGCAUGUGCAUGUGCAUGUGGCUAUCCACAACUCCCAACCCCGACCCCAGACCCCCUGGACUCAAUGGACGACUACGCGGACCCCAUCCCUUCCUCUCCCACACUGGCAUUACCCCCCUCCCACACCCACCCAAUGUACCACCUCAUCAAAUCCACCAGCAGCGCAGCAUUCACAAAGCUCCACCACCGCAUCACCUCAGCCGCCUUCUACACACCCCCCACCCGCCCGUCCACCCCAUCGCCAGACGAACCAAUGACCCGUCCGCUCCUGAGCUUCCUCGUCCACGCACCAAGCACAUACCUCGACUUCGUCCUCCCGCUGCUUGACAGACGUCUAGAGCGUCCAGCCGAAACCCCAACCCUAGAUAAACCCAAAAGGGGGCAGAUCGAGUUGGACUUGAAUGUUGAGCAGACCCUCGCGCUGGACAUCUACGCGCACUGGUCCGUGCUCAUGAUCCUCGUCGGCGAGGAGAGCUGGUGGAUUGGCAAGUUGCCCGAUAUCACGCUGGGCGGCAUGGUCGCUGCGUUUGGGGAUGAUUUUGUGGGCAGGAUUUGGGGCUCUGCUGGGGAAAGGGCUGGGGCUGGGGCUGGGGCUGGGGCACCUGCAGAGGGGGAGGGCGAGGGCGAGUGGUGGCCGCGGAGCAUGUUGCGGAUUGAGCGGGAGAUUGGGCGGUAUCGAUGA